AUGAGAAAAGUAUCUAAAAGAAAAAAAAGACUAGUCAACUGAGAAUCCUCUUUUUUGGUUAUAUAAUAAUAUAGAAGAAAGAACGCGUUUUGAGACAUUAUUAGAGUCAAACAACAAGAAUCAUCUACAACGAGAACAAGGAACAAGGAACAAGAACACGAACAAACCUCACCACCAACUCCAAAGUCCAAACUUACCCCACCCUUCAACCAAACACUCAAUUUAUCAUCAAAAUAUCCAAGAAAACUAAACUGAAACGAAAAGCUCAUUUCUUUCUUUCUUUCUUUCUGUUUUUUUUUUCCCCCCUUUACUUUCAAGAACUGAAAUAUUAGAAAGCAGCCAUCAAAAGCAACAGUUUUUCUUUUUCUUUAUGUAAAAUAAAUAUAAAAAGAUUGAAUAAUAAAGAUUAGAAGAAGAUGAGCUUCAGCUCAGAUGCUUUGACUACUACCCUCUGCAACUCAAUCCAAGCAUUGGGUCGUGGCUUUGAUGUUACAUCUGAUAUAAGACUUUUGUAUUGCAAGGGUGCUCCUGGGUCUAGACUUGUUCAUAUUGAUGAACAGCAUACUAGGGAUCUACAACUUUCUGAUGGAGUUUUGGUGCCUAACGUUUCUGUUGAUAUUGAUUGUUCUAUAGGCCAAAGGAGCAUUGAUAGAAUUCCUGUUUGCACUUUCCAUGAGAUGGCAGGAAGAUUCAAUGAAAAAUCAGGUAUAUCAGGACAUAUUCCACUUGGAAGCUUUAAUGGCAUGUUCAACUUCACUGGCUCUUGGCAAGUUGAUGCAGCAGCAACAAAAUCCCUUGCAAUGAUUGGGUAUUUCAUCCCCCUAUACAAGGUUCAAUUAGCAAAAGUGAAUUUAGUUCUGCAUGAGGAAAUCAAGCGUGCUGUUCCUUACUCAUGGGAUCCUGCAGCCUUGGCUAGUUUCAUUGAAAGCUAUGGUACCCAUAUUGUCACAUCUGCAACAAUUGGUGGAAGAGAUGCUGUUUAUAUCAGGCAACACCAGUCCUCAUCCUUGUUAGUGUCAGACAUUGAGAGCUAUGUGAAAGACAUUGCAGACCAGAGGUUUCAGGAAGCAAAGAGUCAGUUAAGUGCUGGGCCCUUAAAAUACAAGGACAAGGAUGUAACAGUCAUUUUUAGAAGGAGAGGAGGCGAUGAUCUUGAGCAGAGUCAUGCCAAGUGGGCAGAAACAGUGCAGUUGGCACCAGAUGUAAUUAACAUGACAUUUACACCUAUAAUCUCUCUGCUUGAAGGAGUGACUGGCAUUAAACAUUUAGCCCGGGCAAUUGACUUAUACUUGGAGUACAAGCCACCGAUAGAAGAUUUGCAAUAUUUCUUGGACUUUCAAAUUGCUCGAGUUUGGGCUCCAGAACAGAAUAACCUUCUAAGGAAGGAGCCCGUUUGCCCAUCCCUCCAAUUCAGCUUGAUGGGUCCCAAGCUGUAUAUCAGCCCAGACCAGGUAACUGUUGGUCGUAAGCCAGUUACUGGUCUUAGACUUAGCCUAGAAGGCAACAAGCAAAAUAGACUCUCCAUCCAUUUGCAGCAUCUAGUGUCCCUUCCUAAAAUUCUUCAACCUCAUUGGGACGCACACGUAGCCAUUGGUGCACCAAAAUGGAAAGGUCCUGAGGAGCAAGACAGCCGUUGGUUUGAGCCUAUUAAAUGGAAGAACUUCUCCCACGUAAGCACUGCACCAAUAGAAUACACUGAUGCUUCGAUUGGAGACCUAUCUGGUGUUCACAUUGUUACUGGUGCUCAGCUUGGUGUAUGGGAUUUUGGAGCCAAAAAUGUGUUGCACCUCAAACUCCUAUUCUCAAAGGUUCCAGGCUGUACAAUAAGGCGGUCUGUAUGGGACCAUAGUCCCUCCAAUCCUUCUCUGCAGCCAUCCAACGGGGCAUCAUCUUCAAUUUCAAAUGAGAGAUCCUCCAGUGAUAGGAAGGAAGAUAGUUCAAGCCAUGCCGGAAAAUUGGCGAAAAUAGUUGACGUGACUGAAAUGUCGAAGGGACCACAAGAUAUUCCAGGUCACUGGUUGGUAACAGGAGCCAAGCUUGGGGUGGACAAGGGAAGAAUUGUUUUGCGUGUGAAGUACUCCUUAUUGAAUUAUUGAUAGAUUGGUUUCUAUAAUUUUUAGGCUUACCCUUUUUGCAUUUGUAAGCAUAGUCAGGCAUUCUUUGCACAGGCAUCCUAGUUCUUUUGUUUAUUUGUACAUUACCUUUGUUGGUUUUAGCCCCAUAGCUGAUAGUUACAUCAUUAAAUCUUUCAGGGUCCUUUCUUAAUAUAUUUGUUUGUUAAGAGAGAAGGGUUUGUUAUCUGAUAUAAUAAUAGACGCAUUUAGUCUACACAUAGAAAGUGAUUUUUGCCCGUGAAUGAAGGACUCGCAUCAAUCUGCAUUUA
Ricinus communis (castor bean) is the source of this 2383-nucleotide messenger RNA. Its product is annotated as MACPF domain-containing protein CAD1. Gene Ontology annotation, biological process: regulation of salicylic acid mediated signaling pathway; plant-type hypersensitive response. Gene Ontology annotation, cellular component: plasma membrane. The coding region runs from base 417 to 2096 and encodes 559 amino acids. The transcript is spliced from 6 exons. The record is from RefSeq and is a predicted model, not a curated record. Lineage: Eukaryota; Viridiplantae; Streptophyta; Magnoliopsida; Malpighiales; Euphorbiaceae.